Molecule: messenger RNA, 2138 nt
Organism: Paramecium tetraurelia
Lineage: Eukaryota; Ciliophora; Oligohymenophorea; Peniculida; Parameciidae
Exons: 2
Biological process (GO): lipid metabolic process; intracellular signal transduction
Molecular function (GO): phosphatidylinositol-4,5-bisphosphate phospholipase C activity
Source: RefSeq, a predicted model, not a curated record
UUUAAUUACAAUCCACUUCUAUGAAUAAAAUCAACCAUUAAGGUGUUAAUUCAUUAGUUUAUGGUGUGCUACUCAACGUAAAAUUGCACAAGAUGAAACGUACUUAAAUUAUUUUAUUGUUAAGUCCAAAUGAGGUUCGAAUGAUCUAAAUGCUUGAUCCCCAAGGCACUUUUAGUACCUAUUUCGAUCUCACUCAGAUCUCAGACAUCUAAUAAAAGGAAUAAUCCAAACUAAAAAUCAUCAACAUUUAAGGAGAAUACAUAAAACUGUAUUUCGAAAAUCCUUUCCAAUUGAUCACAAUCAAAGAGGGAUUGGAUUAUUUGAUUAAGGAAGGCAACAGGAUCUAAAAACAACUUGAUAGUUAUAAUCAAAUCUGGAGCAGUGCUCUCAAAUUGAUCACCAAAGCAGACAUUGACAUGGACAACAAACUCAACUUCAAGGAAUUUCAAUUCCUAAUAGGAGAAUUGCAAAUUGAAAUUCCAGAAAGAAAACUAAUUUAGAUCUUCGAGAAAAAUCAAAAGAAUAAUCAAUUAGACGAAGCAACCUUAUAUAAAUUAUUAAUGGACAUAACACGCAGACAUGAACUAACAGAAUUAUACCAAAAAUACAGUAGUAAACAAGAAGGAAUGUUUGAAGAUCCACUCUAAGCCAUGUUAAUGACAGAUAAAGACUUACAACAGUUUUUCAAAGUCGAACAAGCUUAAAAUGAUUAUUAACCCAAAAGAAAAUAAUACAACUUUUAUGAUUUCCAAAAUCUCAUCUUUAGUGAGGAGAACUCACUAUUUCAACCGACGGCUGUAGAUCUAUCUUAGCCAAUCACCAAAUACUUAAUUAAUUCCUCACAUAAUACUUAUUUGGAAACAAAUUAAUUGACAGGCGAAUCAAGCUGUUUUGCUUAUUAAGAUGCCUUCAAAAUGGGAUUUAAAUGUGUUGAAUUGGAUUGUUGGGAUGGUGAAGAUGGAGAACCCAAGGUUACUCAUGGACAUACCUUGGUUAAUGACAUCAAAUUCAAAGAUGUCAUCUCUACAGUAAGGGACUUUGCCUUCUAUAAGGAUAAUAAUCCUGCCAUUUUAUCACUUGAAAUGCAUUGUUGUUUGAAAUAAUAAAAGAGAAUAGCAGAUCUCUUAUAAAGCAUUCUUGGAGAAAUGCUGUUUGUGGUUAAAGAUUUCAAAUAAGAGAAGUUUUCUACAUUACAAUAAUUGUAACGGAGAGUUCUAGUUAAAUAUAAGGGAGAUGAUCAAUUUUUAUAGGAGAAAUUGCAGACUCAAUCUUCCACAUUAUUCUAUACACAAUCACAUGACGAUAUGUUGAUUACAUUUGAUGACGAUGAUAAUUAGGAUAUCUAAGCUAAUGUUAAACAAUUUAGUCAAACACUUGAUGAACAUCACAAGAAAAUAUGUAGAGAGUUAUUAGAAAUUACUUCAUUAUAUGCAGUAUCACUAAAAUUAGACAAAAAGCCAGAAUUAGUUUGGAUUGUAUCUAGUGUUUCAGAAGAUAAAAUAUAGGAUGUAAUAAAGAAGAGUCAUGGCAAAUUCUAAGAAUAUGUUGAUAAUUAUUUUGUCAGAGUCUAUCCUUUAGGAUUGAGAUUUGAUUCAAGCAAUUAUGAUCCAUUCCCAUCUUGGACUGCAGGAGCUCAGUUGGUUGCUUUGAAUAUUCAGACCAAAGAUUUAUUUAUGUUGUAGAAUUACGGAAUGUUCCUUAACAGUUCCUAUGUUUUGAAAUCUAAUCAAGAUGUACGAAUGAACAUUUAUGUUCGCAUCAUCAGUGCAACUAAUCUGGUUUGGGAGGAAGCGAAACGUAGAUAAGAAGAAAUUGUUGAUCCAUACAUUAAAAUUAGAGUUGCUGGAAAUAAAGAUGACGUCAACAAAUCGGAUAAGUGGAGAACAGAAGUUGUUUAGGAUAACGGAUAUCAUCCAAUCUUUAAUUACUAAUGUGUUAUCCAACUAAAACAUGCUUAACAAGAUGUUAUCUAUGUAUAAGCCUACAGUUAUUCCAUAUUGGGAGAUUCCUUGUUGGGCUAGUAUUGUUUAUCACCACUUAACCUAAGGACAGGCUAUAGAAUAAUUCCUUUAUUAAAUUCUCAGUUUAAAACUUUAGCUAAUUCCUACGUUUUAGUGCAAAUCAAAAUUGAAUAUUGA